GUCGCUUCCGCUUCCGCCUUUGCUGCUGCCGCUGCCUGAGGGGCCGGAGCCGGAGGCCGGAGAGCCAGAGUGCGGUCGCUGCGGAUCCAGUGCCAGGGCCGGGGGAUGGUGUGGGGCUCCCCAGGAUAAAGGUAGCAGUAAUGCUCACAUUGGCGAGCAAAUUGAAGAGGGAUGAGGGCGUUAAAGGAUCCCGUCCAUCUAGCGCGGUCUCGGACUCCACGCGGAGAGUGUCUGUGAGGGACAAACUGCUUGUUAAAGAGGUUGCAGAGCUUGAAGCCAAUUUACCUUGUACAUGUAAAGUGAAUUUUCCUGAUCCAAACAAGCUUCACUACUUUCAGCUAACAGUCACCCCAGAUGAGGGUCACUACCAGGGUGGAAAAUUUCAGUUUGAGAUAGAAGUCCCUGAUGCUUACAACAUGGUGCCUCCCAAAGUAAAAUGUUUGACUAGAAUCUGGCACCCUAACAUCACGGAGAUGGGGGAAAUCUGUCUGAGCUUGCUGAGAGAACAUUCAAUCGACGGCACUGGAUGGGCUCCCACAAGAACACUAAAGGAUGUUGUGUGGGGAUUAAAUUCUUUAUUUACCGACCUUUUGAAUUUUGAUGAUCCUUUGAAUAUUGAAGCUGCAGAACACCAUCUGCGGGACAAGGAGGACUUCCGGAAUAAAGUUGAAGAUUACAUUAAGCGUUAUGCCAGAUGAUGAAGGAUGGCAGGACCGUGGUUUUGCACCUCCAAGUUGUAUCUAUCACUUAAAAAAAAGAAAGAAAAAACAAAUAUUCCGCAUCCUCCUUCCCCACCCCUUUCAACUCCCCAUCUGCCCCACUGGCUUGUACACGUCCCGUGACCGUGUUGUACUGAAGAAGAGAACCUUCCCAACUGUCCAUUUUACAUGGAGAACUCGCAUAAAUACAGCAAGAACUUGUGUGUAUUUGGUUUAAAAAAGUUGUUUGCUUUAAAAUGUUUACUUUUCUGAACCCGUCCUGUAUAGCCUAUUGAUGAUAUUCUUGAGAAAUUUAAAGAGGUCGGUACCGAGCUAGAGCUGGCCUCGCCUUUGUGACGGCCACGCUGGGGGCGCCGCUCUGCUCAGCCCAGCGCUGAUGCUGCAGCGUGCUGUUCCUGCUGCCUGGAGGGCGGCCACGGCCUGCCUGGGGACUGCUGCACGGUGCAUGCCAGAGGGCAGAGGAUCGCUUGUGCACAUCUCCUCGUGAAAUGUUGAUGCUAUUUAAUGUAAGUAUAUUUUGGAACAAAUUUGUAAUUUAUA
This is a messenger RNA of Phascolarctos cinereus (koala), 1259 nucleotides long. It is a transcript of the gene UBE2F, whose product is annotated as ubiquitin conjugating enzyme E2 F (putative). The record is from RefSeq and is a predicted model, not a curated record. Lineage: Eukaryota; Metazoa; Chordata; Mammalia; Diprotodontia; Phascolarctidae.